Messenger RNA from Brenthis ino (lesser marbled fritillary), 3207 nucleotides. NCBI's taxonomy places the organism in Eukaryota, Metazoa, Arthropoda, Insecta, Lepidoptera, Nymphalidae. The record is from the annotation of a GenBank genome assembly.
AUGCUGUUUACUCCAAUCUAUAUUGCAAUGACUUUCAUUAAAACUUGGCGGAUUCGCUCUUUUAGAGCGCGUCUUCUAGAGUUUUUAAAUGGUAACACAAGUGUUGCAUUUUGUAAAGUGCCAGAAAAUGCUGCAGAAACACCAACUUUGAGUUCAAAAUUAUGUACAAAUCCCAAAAAUGCUUACUUAUGUGACCUUCUUGAUUAUACAAAUGCAUCAAGAAUAUGUAGUAUGAAACCGACCCAAUGUAUAGAAAUCAGUGAUUGGGUAUCAUGUGCUGGUGGCUUACCCCUUGGAUCUGAAGACACCUUACUAACAUCUGAUUUUGAUCUUGAGCUUCUAUUUGAAUGUGAAAUGGACCCCCAUGAAGACAGCUCUUAUCAUGACAUCAUCAGUCUGGAAUCAUUGGGUCAACCCUUAGCUUGGAAAGCAAGCUCCCAUUUAGCAUUAGUUUUAAAAACAAAUAUUGAGAAUCUCAGCAUUGUUGGGUUCCAUUUUGUUGGUGGGGAAUUUAUAGUAAAUCACAAACUUCCUGUGGUCAGGAUACAAACCGUUCAGAUAUCAGGGGAGCCAAAUAAAGCUACUGAUCUGUCGAUGCGAGGUUUAAGAAGCGAAAUUCAACAUAGUUUACGACAGCCUCGCGAGGAGUUUCAGUGGCCGAUCCACGCUGCUCUCUUGCGAAAGUUAUCCAAAGUUGUUGAUAUUAAGUCCGAUAGACGAAGUAUUGUAGAGAUGAAUGGUGGUAGCGAUUCAGUUUUAGAUACUCAUGUGCCCAGAAGAAAUGUUACAUUAACUGAUGUUAGCACAAUUACAACGAAAUCACUCUCUGCGGAAGAUGUGAAUGAGCCAGAGGUACCAAAAAAAGCUUCUGAAACUCAAUUAAAGCCUCCAGAAAAAACUCCCGAGAAAACUAAAGAAAAAGUCAUACAGAAAUCACCGGAAAAGAAAAUGGGGAUAUCACCAGAAAAGAAACUAGGGAAAUCUCCUGAAAAAAACCUCGGGAAAUCUCCUGAAAAGAAAUUAGGAAAAUCCCCAGAAAAAAAUAUAGUUGUACCUGAAGAUAGAGAACUAGUUUUAGAAAACGUGACUGUUGAAAUACAACAUAAUAUAACACCUAAGAAAUCUAGCCUCAAAUUAGACUUAAAGAAAGGCACAAGUCAGCUCUCGUCUUCUUUACUCAAUAUUUCUAGUCAGAUAAAAUCUAUUACGACUCAUAAAAGGGUGGUCAGUACAACUGCACCCAAAAGGCCUCAAAGUCAAACAGAAACAACAACAUAUAUAAGAGAAGAAUCUCCUAAGAGUUCGCCGUCUCAAAUGACGCCAAAGUCCACAAAAAGUUCCCGUCCAUUAGUGAAUACUAAAUCGCCAAAUGUUAUUAUCUAUUCUGAUAGUGUAGUAGCUAGAGACAACUUAGAAGCGUCUCUGAAGAGAGUUCUAGAUUGCGAUAGGUACACAGUAUACAGCAUAACCCGCGAGGCGCUCUCGGCGGGCGCGUGGCGAGGGCGCGCGGCGCUGGUGGCGGUGGCGGGCUGCGCCGGCCGCGCCGCGCCGCUGCUGCUGGCGCACCUGCUGGACGGCGGCCGCCUGCUCGCGCUGUGCUCCGACCUGCUGCACACUGUGCUGCCGCAUUAUAAGACUGCUGAGAUAAGAGAAAAUGAGGUAGUACAAUUCUCAUACGACAAGUGGAAGUCGGUAAAGAUGAAGCACCAUAUCUUCUGCUACCAAGCGUCGCCUGCAAAGAAACAAUUUUCCACAGAAAGCGAUAGACAGCCAUCAAAAUACACUGGACAUCCCGGUCACGAGUUAGACAUCCAGGUGUUAGCGUCUGAAGAGACUUGGCGGACCCCGUCUUUACUCCAAGCAACAGAUCUUACUAAUAAUGGCGUUGCCAUAUUUUCUCAGAUUCACCUAGAAGCUGAUCCAAACGACUACCUAGGUGAAGAAGGCAUCAGAAGUAAUGAAGCCAGGUUGGAGAUACUACACAAAAUCCUGGGCGAUAUCUUAGGCCUUCACGUCAAAGACUGUCGAGAUGUGACCCAGCUAGAGUACACUAAGGGUUAUUUCCUUGGAAACCAUGUGCAUAAAAUGUCGCUGGUGGAGAGUUGGUGUCCGGUUGUGGAGGGCAAGCGGUUGCAGAAACUCGGUGACGUCACGAUACAGUGGUGUAUGAGAGACGAGACUCCCAUAGAACCCCCCUCAGAGACCUUCCUGCCUGUGUAUUUGUAUGAGUGUCCUGAACAUUUCUCAACUGUUGAAUAUUUUGAUAACCUAACGUCAGAGCACCUGGGUCGCGCCCUGCUGUACGCGGACGUGCUGGCCUCCACCACGCUGGUGGCGCGCGGCACGCUGGCGCACGGCGCGGGCGCCGUGGCGCGCCGGCAGUGCUCCGCGCGCGGCCGCGCCGGCAACAAGUGGAUCACGCCGCCCGGCCAGGCCGCCAUGUCGCUGCAGGUGAGUGCGUCUCGCUCACUCGCACGGCGAAGAAGGGAGAUAAAAGAUUACGCCGCUCGAACAGACUGCUAUAUCGCUGCAGGUGAGUUUGUCUCGCUCGUUCGUAUGGCGAAGAAGAGAAGUAAUGGAUCGUCGCCCGGACAGACUGCUAUGUCGCUGCAGGUGUGGCAGAAGGUGUCGCCGUCGCUGCCGCUGGUGCAGCACGCGGCGGCGCUGGCGGCCGUGCGCGCGGUGCGGGACCAGCCUUCGUACGAACAUCUUGACAUCAGAAUUAAAUGGCCUAACGACAUAUACUAUGGACGUGAGGUCAAGAUCGGUGGAGUUAUAACUGCUGCCAACUGCACGGGCGACGAUGUCAUCAUAGAUAUUGGUACAGGUGUGAACAUAUCCAACAGUGUGCCCACUACGUGUGUGAAUGAUAUUAUAACAGAAUAUAACAAAAAGCACGGCACUGCACUAGCGCCAAUAUCUAUAGAGAUGUUCCUAGCUAAGUAUUGCUCCCAGCUGGAAAGGAUAUUGGACGAUAUGAACGGUGAAGACGGUGUUCAAGCUUUCUUGGAAAUGUAUUACCAAUACUGGUUACAUGAUGACGAAGAGAUCCAAGUACAGAACGCGGACGGGUCCGCCACCGCGGGAACCAUCUGCGGCGUGGACGCGGCGGGCUGGCUGCGCGUGCGCGCCGCCGCCGGCGCGCUGCGCCUCGCGCCCGACGGGAACACCUUCGACCUCAUGGCCGGACUCAUUGCGCCCAAGUAC